Brassicogethes aeneus is the source of this 1680-nucleotide messenger RNA. The record is from the annotation of a GenBank genome assembly. NCBI's taxonomy places the organism in Eukaryota, Metazoa, Arthropoda, Insecta, Coleoptera, Nitidulidae.
AUGAUUGUAAGACUCUUUACGAGCUUAUUGAAAAAGAGUUCAAAAACAAGUAUACAAGUCGCGAUUAAGACACUAAUAUCCACGAUCAGUAAAAAGUGGCAAAACGCCAAAAGGACUCAUGAUAUAUUCGUCAAAUACAACGACGAAUGGCUGGGCACAUCAUUCUGCUUCGUUGGAGAUAACGAAUGUGCUCCUAAUGAUGAUGGAUCUUUCCGAGAUUCUAGUGACCGAACAAAGCGAAGAAGGACAGAAGAAAUUCGGGAAAAAUACAGCCACGAAGAACUGGGGUUUGCCACGCAAAUGAGUUUGCGAGCCGAAGGAAAAUCCAACGCAGCCAAAGUCAUCAAGGACGUUAUUCUGGGGAGUCCAUCAAAAGCGACUAGGUAUCGAAAAUCAUUCGAAAAACAGGGUGAAAAAUUGUUCUCUAAUGAUGAAGCUCUUGCACUUUUAAUCGAUAAUAAUUUAUCUAAAAAUGAAUUGGAUAGUGAAAGUAGUUUAAAUCUUUGGUCCCCUACAACGCCUUCAAAUGAUUUAUUCAUCGAAAAAUGGAAAAACGAUGAGGAUCAUCCUAAUAUAUCUGAUACUAAGAGAACAUAUUCCCGAGAAGAAUUCCUACAUGAAGCAGCUGCUACUGGAGGUCCUAAUAUUGGUAUGAGGUUAAGGUACAAGGACAGAAUUAAAGAAAAAAGGGAAGAUUUAGCAUCGAGAAAAAGGUAUAAUGGCGAAUCUAAAGUUAUACCAUUGAUUUCCACCCUUUGUGGGCAACAAGAUGAUGAAUAUCAAUUAGGAAAAAACCGGUCACCGUCCAUUGGAAGUAAUAGUUCUAUUCAAAGUGAUAACGAAUUAUUAAGGUCUCAUUUAGAACGAAGAAACUCUUCCCCAUAUAUCUUAAACAAUAGUGGUAUGUUAAAAGCAAGUUUAACAAUUCCUGUCCAAACGCAAAAUAUAUCACAUCCAUAUACUGUUGAUGAGGAAAUACCUUUCAUAGAAGAAGUUGAUAAUGUUAAACAACAAUUUACAAUUGGUAUGUUAAAAGCAGCGAAUGGUUCUCCUAAAAAAAGAAAUAGUUCUAUAAGCGAAAGUGAUUCCUCUGUUUCAUCAAGUUUUCAGGCAACUACUGGAAUAAUGAGUUACGAUUCAGCAGUUGGAUCCUCAUUCGCCAUAUCGAGUCCCUUUCAGAAUACACGUAUUUCUUCUCCUACAGUUGAUCAGACAAUUUAUAGUUUACCCUCAAGUUGGACAUCAUCUCCCCCAACGUCACCAGAUAUGAAUAAAAUACCUAUAAACUACAUACCCGAUGAUGUACAUUGCAACAUGUAUCAAGAAGCAAAUAAGAAAACACUUUAUACUGAGACCAGUUUAAAUGUAGUCUCAACUCAUGAACCUAUUAAAAAUGAAACUUUGUCCCCAAGUAUUUCUAAUAUUGGUCAUGCUGUUCUUAAAUCAAAAACACAAGAUUUUGAAAAUCUUAUUAAAGGUAAAACUGUAAAUAAUAAAUAUAUUGAUCAAGAAAAAAAGAAGUACACUAAAAGACGUUAUACUGAUUCAAGACAUCAAACAAGGCAUAUUCCUGAUGCAGAAGACCUGGAAAUUAGUAGCCGAAAUGAUACUAACCAAACUGGUCAAUCUGGUGCAGUUUAUAAAAGAAGAGAAUUAAUUUCAAGUGUGCCAAAUAAUUAA